AUGACGACCCGCACACACAACGAGUUCCUGGACACUGCAGCCUGCGAUGAUGAGACCAGCGAUCGCGGCUACGACUCAGAAGCCAAUGUAGCAGAGAGCAAAGGACGAGCCGUGAAGCGGCGACGAACAGCCGACACGCAAGACUUCUUCGGAGUAGAGUCAGACGAAGACGACGACAAUGACGAACUCGAGGAAGAAGAAACCCGCGGCAAAGGCAAGAGCCGCAAGCAAGCAAAGACCAAGCAAGCCACCAACGAGGCGGACGAGGAUGAAGAAGACGACUCGAACGACGACGAAGCAGACCAAGACAGCGCAUUCCUAGAAGCAGCCGCCAAAAUCGCACGCACAAAAGCCCUCCAACCAACCGAAAAGAAACCCAAAUCCGUCAACGGCGUCAUCUAUCUCUCCUCUCUCCCACCUUACCUCAAGCCCUUCGCAUUGAAGGCGAUGCUGGAACAACGCGGCUUCGAACCAAUCACAAAGAUCUUCCUGGCCCCUCUCCUCCCCUCAGCAGCAGGAAACCGGCGCCGCAGCAACAAGCGCAAAAUCUACACGGACGGAUGGGUUGAAUUCGCCUCGAAGAAGACAGCUAAGAUUUGCGCCGAGACGCUGAAUGCGCAUAUUGUCGGCGGGCGCAAGGGAGGCUGGUACCACGAUGAUGUGUGGAAUAUGAAAUACCUGCGUGGAUUUAAGUGGACGGAUUUGAUGGAACAGGUUCAGCGUGAGAGGAGUGAGCGCGAGGCUAGGCAGCGGAUUGAGGAUUCGCGCGCUAAGAAGGAAGAGAAGAUGUUUGUUGCUGGUGUUGAGAGCGGGCGUGUUGCUGAUGGGAUGGCGAGGAAGAAUGAGGAGAAGGCGAGGAGGAGGUUGGAGGCUGAGGCUGAGGCUGAGAAGGGGGUGGAGGUGUCGCAGAAGAAGAUUGCUCAGCCCGUUCGGAGACGAUUCCAGCAGAGUGAGGUUGUUCAGGGGAGUAAGGAGGGCGCUGUUGCUGAUGAUGCUAAGAGGGUGCUUGGGAAGAUUUUCUAG
Messenger RNA from Penicillium canescens, 1023 nucleotides. Its product is annotated as RNA-binding ATPase activator ESF2. The transcript is spliced from 2 exons. Gene Ontology annotation, molecular function: RNA binding. Gene Ontology annotation, cellular component: nucleolus. The record is from RefSeq and is a predicted model, not a curated record. Gene Ontology annotation, biological process: endonucleolytic cleavage in ITS1 to separate SSU-rRNA from 5.8S rRNA and LSU-rRNA from tricistronic rRNA transcript (SSU-rRNA, 5.8S rRNA, LSU-rRNA); endonucleolytic cleavage to generate mature 5'-end of SSU-rRNA from (SSU-rRNA, 5.8S rRNA, LSU-rRNA); small-subunit processome assembly. Lineage: Eukaryota; Fungi; Ascomycota; Eurotiomycetes; Eurotiales; Aspergillaceae. Bases 1 to 1023 code for a protein of 340 amino acids.